AUGUUUUUAACAAAAUUAAUAUAUCUUCUAUUAUUUUUAUCAUCAUUAUGUACAGCAAAUCGUUGGUAUCGAAUGUUUUAUUCAAAUCAUGAUGAUCCAUGUGUUGAUCGUCAUAAUCGUCAUCAACGAUGUAUACCCGAUUUUAUAAAUGCAGCUUUUCGUAAAACAAUCUAUGCAUCAUCAAUAUGUGGUAAUCCUAUAAGAGAAUAUUGUUCAAAUAAAAAUAUAUGUCAUAUAUGUGAUUCAUCGCAAAUAAAUACAAGUUAUCCAGUUGAGUAUUUAACUGAUAUUAAUAAUCCAAAUAACUUAACAUGUUGGCAAUCUGAUUUUAUUAAACCAGGAGAAAAUAUAUCAUUGAUAUUAUCAUUAAAUAAAAAAUUUGAAUUAACUUAUAUUAGUUUACAAUUUUGUUCUGAUACUAGACCAGAUUCUAUGGCUAUUUUCAAGAGUAUGGAUAUGGGUUUAUCAUGGAUACCAUUGCAAUAUUAUUCAAACCAUUGUGAAGAAGUUUUCAAUAAAAGUUCACAUGGAAUAAUAACACACUCAAAUGAACAAGAAGCUUUAUGUAUUGAUACUAAAUUACAAUUAUCAUCCUCAAUGAGUGAAUCACGUAUUGCAUUUAGUACACUUGAAGGUCGUCCAUCAGCUUAUGAAUUCGAUACAAGUCCAGUCUUACAAGACUGGGUUACAGCAACCGAUAUUAAAAUAGUUUUAUUAUCAACAAACACAGAUAAAAAUUAUUAUUCUAUAGCUGAUUUUGCUGUUGGUGGACGAUGUAAAUGUAAUGGACAUGCAUCAAAAUGUAUUACAAAUAGUGAUGGUCGUUUAGUAUGUGAUUGUAAACAUAAUACAGCAGGUGAUGAAUGUGAAAGAUGCAAAGAUUUUCAUUAUGAUCGACCAUGGGCUCGUGCAACACCGCGUGAUGCAAACGAAUGUAUCGCAUGUAACUGUAAUAAUCAUUCGCGACAAUGUCGUUUCAAUAAAGAACUUUAUCUUCUAUCUGGUCGUAAAUCAGGUGGAAUAUGUAUGCAAUGCAAACAUAAUACAGUUGGUCGCUAUUGUAGUUAUUGCAAAGAAACAUUUUAUCAAGAUCCAAAUUUACCAAUAACACAUCCAGAAAUUUGUAAAGAAUGUAAUUGUCAUCCGGUGGGUUCACGUGGUAAAGUUUGUAAUCAAACAACAGGACAAUGUCUAUGUAAAGAUGGUGUUACUGGUUUAAGAUGUGAUCGAUGUAUGAAAGGUUAUCAACAAACCAAAUCACCUGUUGCUCCAUGCAUUAAAACAUAUGAUUUUCAAUUACCAACAUUAUAUAAUGUCUAUCAUCGACAAGAUAACACAGAUGAUUAUCAUGAACAAGAUGUUGAUAUUUAUAAUAAUCCUACAACCACAUCAACAAUAGUUCAUCAAAAACUUGUAGAAUAUAAUCCAUCCAUCGAUUUAGAACAAUAUUGUGGUGCAUGUCGUUAUUAUAGUCAUCGCUUACAUUUUAAAAAAUAUUGUAAACGAGAUUAUACUAUUCAUGCACGUGUAACGAAUCGACAUGAUGCUGGUCAAUGGGUAUCAUAUUUAUUAACAAUUAUACGUGUUUAUAAAGAUCGUCUUAAUCGUAUACAAGAGAGUGAACAAUGGAUAUGGGUAUCACGUAAAGAUGUUCAAUGUUCAUGUCCACAUUUAAAACUUGAUCGACAAUAUUUAUUAAUGGGUUUCUAUGAUCAAAUGCAAACAUCUUUAAGUCUUGACCGUACAUCCGUUGUUAUUCAAUGGAGACCACGUAUGGAACAACGUAUGAAUCGUUUUAGAAAAUUAGAAUUAAAUAAAAAAUGUUAA
Rotaria sp. Silwood1 is the source of this 1827-nucleotide messenger RNA. The record is from the annotation of a GenBank genome assembly. Lineage: Eukaryota; Metazoa; Rotifera; Eurotatoria; Philodinida; Philodinidae.